AUCUGCUUGUGACAGGAAAAGAAGCAAAAAGCAAUGUGCACGCCAUGGACAAUAGCAAGGCUGACGAGAUGGCGAAUAGGGGAGUGGGCAUCAUGUCUCUUUGCUUGCAAGCUCCCUUCAGAUGACGAAUCAGAUACAUUCCAUCCUUCUGUACCUCCUCAUGUACCCAGUGAAAGCAGGCUCUCUGGAGCGAAACAAGAUGAGACCAGAAUCUAUGUGAUCAAACCAGGAACCCCAUCAACACACAAGUCCAACAAACAGAGAUUAGUCCCUAUUUCCAUUCCCUCUAUCAAAGAUUCUGAACAGCUAAAUAGUAAGAUAUGUUCACAGUACUAUCCACCCGAAUUCAAAGAAGAAGACUACAUUGUCUUCUGCUUUAAAGAGGAUGGAACCUUCGAAGUUGUUAAGGAUGAGAAAUCAGAAUCAUGUCAUCAUGUCAAUUACAGGACUGAACUGUCAAAGGCCGUCAUCAACCGAAAGACUGUUUAUGGAGACAAUACAGAUACAGAUAGCAAAUACGGAGAUGAAGAUGUGUCAAAUGAGGAUGGAAUUGAUUUUGAUGUAACACAUGAAGAGUCUUAUAUUUUCGCUGAUGAAGAAGAGGGUGAAGAUGAAGAAGAGAGCAUAUAUUUUGAUUCUGAGGCCCCACCUCCAGGGAUCAUCAGAGCAGAAGCCCAUGAUGCUGAUGAUUCAGGAACAAAUUCUCAAGAAUCAAGCUUCUCUACCACUACUCAGUCGCAGAGCAGCAGUAGUACAGGUUCAUUUGCCUUCCCUGUGUUGCGUUGCGAGUGGAAUGGCAGUCCCAUAAAAAUGCCAAAACCAGAAGCCCUGCAUUUGAGAAAGCUAAAACCACUGCGCAUAAUAGGCCUUCAGUGUUGUAAAUUCUGAAAAGCCUGGAUGGAAGUUUUGCAAUUAUGUGUUC
Telopea speciosissima is the source of this 922-nucleotide messenger RNA. Its product is annotated as protein BREAKING OF ASYMMETRY IN THE STOMATAL LINEAGE. The transcript is spliced from 5 exons. The record is from RefSeq and is a predicted model, not a curated record. The coding region runs from base 34 to 888 and encodes 284 amino acids. Gene Ontology annotation, biological process: regulation of asymmetric cell division. Lineage: Eukaryota; Viridiplantae; Streptophyta; Magnoliopsida; Proteales; Proteaceae.